Molecule: messenger RNA, 954 nt
Organism: Phlebotomus papatasi
Lineage: Eukaryota; Metazoa; Arthropoda; Insecta; Diptera; Psychodidae
Gene: Tapdelta
Product: translocon-associated protein subunit delta
Exons: 2
Coding region: 368-877 (169 amino acids)
Cellular component (GO): membrane; endomembrane system; endoplasmic reticulum
Source: RefSeq, a predicted model, not a curated record
CACUGAAUGUGCAUUGACUAGUAGUCACAAAGGGUCACGCUAUGCUAAAUUCCCAUAAGGUGACUGGUAGUUGUUCAGGUAUUCUUGUACUGUGGUACCAACCGCGAACUUCCGUUGCUGGGAGCCAAUCAAAUUUUUUCAUUUCACACAACUGGAGAUGUCAGUGUCACCGUCCACGCUACGUAGAGUCGUAAACAAUUAAUCGGAUGCAAUCGCAUGUCGUCGUCAAGUUGUGUCACCCACCACCCCCCGCUAGAUUGGCAUGCAAGCUCCUUAUUGAUCAUGCAAGCAAUUGUCUGAGUGGUUGGCAAGACGUGGAUUUUCUCAAUAAAUUGAGUUUCUAACGUGGCCCGGUGUAGUAUUAAAGAUGUUUCUUAAAAUUUUCUUCGUUUUGUGCGCUAUAUCUUUGAAUGUUAUACUUGGUCAAACAUGUACCAAUGCACAGGUAAAAGGAGCUACAUCUUAUUCGACAUCGGAUGCAACAAUAGUUAGCCAGAUCGCAUUUGUCACUGAAUUUUCUUUGGAAUGUUCUAAUGUUGCUACUGAAAGAGUAUCUUUGUUUGCUGAAGUAGAUGGCCGGAUUACUCCUGUGGCAAUUAUUGGUGAUACAAAAUACCAGGUAAGCUGGAAUGAGGAAGUCAAAAAGGCUCGCAGCGGAGACUACAAUGUAAAGCUGUAUGAUGAAGAAGGUUAUGCUGCUGUACGUAAAACACAGAGAUCUGGCGAGGAUAAUAAUGUGAAACCCUUGGCCACAGUUGUUGUUCGUCAUUCAGGCUCCUAUACAGGACCAUGGUUUAAUUCAGAAAUUCUGGCAGCUGCACUUAUUGCUUUUGUAGCUUAUUUUGCUUUUUCAACAAGAAGUAAAAUUCUCUCUUAAAAAUCGAGGCGUCGUGAAGCCCAUUUUGGCACUCAGACUGUUUGUGUCAAAUAAAAUCUUUAUUUAUAAAAACAAAA